GCAGGCGUAUCGAAUUCCCAAGAGCUCAAGCCACAGAUAGGGCCACUAAUGAGGAAUUUCCCUUCUGGAAAUAAAAUAGAGAGCCAAAUGGAUACAGAACAGCGGUCCGUUUUCAUUUCCUAACGUCUUAUCUAAAAUGGACGCUCAUAAAGUUCUGUGCAGACCCUUUGUUUCUUGACCCAUAUUUGAAGCAGUUUAUUCGUUAUGAAAGUCUGCACUUGGGAAAUAUAAGAGGGAAACUGGGAUCAUCAGGGUGUCAGGAGUUUCGGCAAUGCACCAGUUAAAUCUACCCGUUUUUGGGGAGCAAAAUAAAGCCAGAAAUUCUCCGCAGCAGGAACUGGGGUUGGACGACGAGAAUCACUUUUAGAUUUUAUAACUUGUGUGCGCCCUCUCCUCCUCUUUUCUCUGCCUCUUUUUCCGGGCUUUGGAGUCCGUGAAAGUUUGGAUAAACAUAAGACUGCGAUUUAUGCGGAUAUACUAACUUCCAAACCUUGUGUUGACGUUUGCAGUUGACGGUUUUGAGACGUUGGAGAUACAAAACAUCCAAUCUGAACCACUUGCAAUUGUAAAAGAAAGGAAUGCUGAGCAGAAGAGGCGCAUGGAGAGAUGCUGUUUCUUCUACCAUGGAACUGAAGUGCACAGUAGCAGUUUCAGUGCUUUUGCUUGUAAGCUUUUGUCCCAUUUUCAGCCAAGAGCUCAAUCCAAAGGGUAGGAAUGUUUGCAAAGUUCAAGGGUCACCAGGGUUUGUGUGUUGCAGCGGAUGGGCACAGCAAGGCGAAGAGUGUUUAACACCUCUCUGUGAAGGUAACUUCACCUGUAACGAGAACGAGGUGUGUGUCCGACCAAAUGAAUGCCGUUGUCGUCAUGGGUAUUUUGGGGCAAGCUGUGACACGAAAUGCCCCCCUCAGUUCUGGGGUCCAGACUGCAAGGGCAUGUGCACAUGUCACCCUAACGGUAAAUGUGACGAUGUGACCGGCAAGUGCACAUGCUACCCCAACCGCUGGGGUGAAAACUGUGAGAAGCCCUGCCAAUGCCAGAAGGGGAAAUGUGACCAGGAAACGGGAAAAUGCACAUGCCAUGCCAGUUACUGGGGGCCCCAGUGCAACAAUAACUGUUACUGCAGCAUAAAUUCGGUGUGUGAUCAGAGCACGGGCCGAUGCAUCUGUAACCCGGGCUGGUUCGGGCGAAACUGUGGGGCUCAGUGUUCGUGUAACAACUCACCCUGUGAGCAGUUUACGGGCCGAUGCCAGUGCAGGGAUAGGCUCUGGGGUCAACAUUGUGAGCGCUACUGCCAGUGCGUGCAAGGGAAGUGUAACCCAGCUGAUGGAUCGUGUACCUGUAAACCCGGAUAUAGAGGGAAGUUGUGCCGGGAGCCGUGCCCAGCAGGAUUCUAUGGACAGAACUGCAGAAACAGGUGUGGUCACUGUAAAGGCCAGCAGCCCUGUAAGGUGACCGAAGGGCGCUGUGUAACCUGUGAGAGUGGCUGGAAUGGAACUAAAUGUGAUCAGAUGUGUGCACCAGGUUACUUUGGAGAGAACUGUAUGAAUCAGUGUCCACCCUGCAAAGAUGGCCACUACUGCAACCGUAUUGAUGGGAAAUGUUCCCAUUGUAAUCCUGGCUGGAUUGGCGAUCGCUGUGAAGUGCGCUGCCCUAACGGAACCUAUGGGGAAAACUGUGAAAAAGAUUGCAGCCAUUGUUUUAAUGGAGACUGCCACUUUGCCACAGGAGAGUGUCUGUGUGACCCUGGCUUUUACGGGACAUACUGCAACCUGACCUGUGAGUUUGGUCAGUUUGGAGUGAACUGUGCCCAAACCUGUCCGUGCCACGACAAGAACUGCAACCCAGUGUCAGGGGCAUGCAACCUAUAUCCUAAUCAGCGGAUGGGAGUUAUAGCUGCAGGAACGUUGGUAACAUUCCUGCUGGUUGUUCUACUCUCUCUGCUGUGCUGCUGUUUCCUCUGUAGCAACAAAAACAACCGCAAUCCUGACCAGGAAAACUCCACCAACAGUAAGAAGGCCAAGAUAAUCCUGUGUGGCGGAUUCAGCCGAAUCAGCACCAAACUCCCCAGAAUACCUCUGAGGAGACAGAAACUACCCAAAGUUGUUGUUACCCACCACGAUCCUGAGAACACGGUUGAAUCCCCCUCCGUGGUGGACCAGCCUUCUCCAUCUUGGUCAUCUCAGGAGUCUUUCUCUUCCUUUGAAACAAGCGAAGAUGGGCCUGUUUACUGCAUACCACAUGAAGAGACUAUGAAUGAGAGCUGUGAGAAACAAAGUUCUAGUGCUGCUCCAGAAACAUCAUCAUCACCCAAUGAAGAAGAUGCAGGAGAGUAUACAUCCCUAAAAAACACAAGAGAAUCUACUACGCAAACUGUUAGCGAUGGGAGUGAGCAGCCGCUCCUGAAGUCUUCAGACAGUGAGGGCUCUUCUAGUGGAUCUGAGUCAACCAUGGGUGCUGUUUAUGCCCAUAUCGCCCGCCUUUCCAAACAUUCCAAAGAGGAGGAGGACAAUGCCUCUACACCAGAGGUAAAAGGUAAUGGCAAGGCUCCAUCCACAGAGAAGAUGAAACCACGUCCUCCAGACCCUUCCACCAAACCGAAGGUAUCCUGGAUCCAUGGAACAUCUGGAACCAACCAAACAGAGCAAGGCCAGACUCCGACACCACAAAAAGAGAAGAACUCUGAAAGUUCUGGAAAUUUUGAUGAUAAACAGCGAUCAAAGGAGAAGUCGAGCAAGAACCGUGAAAAGCAUCAGGAUGGUAAAAAGUUGGAUGAAACCGAACCUCCGAGCAAAACCAUAACUCUCAAAGCUUCUGAUACUAUUGAGCACCUCAAUGGAACUUUCCAGAAUGCCUGGAAGAAGAUUGGAAGUUUCCAUUCAGACAAGAAAAUGAGUGACACCAACAAAGAUCCACCCAAGAGCCCAAAAAUCAUGCAUCCACACAUGAACUCUGAGGCUGCCACUCUACUUGCAGCUCAACUGAAGGAGAAGACCCAAAGCCUCAAUCGCAAUGAGGGUCUUACAGUAGGCAUCAAACACAAUGGUGUGUCAACCCCUCAAGCCAGCAGAGAAAAGCCAACACCACCUCAAAAGACCAAGCGUUCUAUUACUGGGACCAACAAACCCCUUCUUCCCACUUCCAGCAACCUUCAGAAGAUGGUGGGCCCUAUUUCAGACUCUACUCCUGAAUCUAAAAGUUUAGAGAAACAGGGGGUAAAUGCGACCAAGCUGGAAGUUGAAGGGGAGGCCACACCAAAGAAAACGCCAAUCAAAAAACCACCAAGGAAAAAAGGAAAGGAGGGAAUACUGGACAGCGUAGGCAAAAGCACUCCAAAGACGGCCAUUAUGCCACCUCAGACUGUCAAGUAGUAACGUCCAUUUUUGAGAACAUAAUGUAUGACCAGGGGUGCAUUAAGGUACCAUGCGCUACACGGACGGCCUUCAUGGAUGCACACCAUCUCAGUGUUUACAACAGCGUCUCCCGCUGAGUGUGUGCAGAUGCGUUCCUCUCGCGAAAGUCGACAGGGGAUAAUGGGGUGGUGGACGCCGCGAAAGGGGCCCCUUGGGAGUUGUGGGGCCAUGGGCCUUAGCCUGUGCAAGCCCGUGCAUUAAUGCGUCCCUGUGUAUGACACACCGUUUUUUAUUUUUCGUUGAACACUAUAUAGGAAUUGGAUGGAUUUUUAAAUGAACGAGCUGCUUAUAGGAUUUAAUAUUUUGAAGGAUUUUGGUUCUUGAUAACUCUUUUGAAGUCCUGGAAUCGGAAGCAACACCGUGGGAUGGCUGUAUUUUUAUGUACAGCUUUAAAAAGGAGUUGACUGAAAUUAAUGUAAUAAGCUCAUUUUUGUAUGCUUUCAGUUUUAAAUCUGCUACACUAUGUCAUUGUGUUUGAGCAUUGAACAAAGAGAUAUUUUGCUAUCGUAAUUUCCGUGUGAUCGUAUGAAGUAAUUUGCCGUUUUUGUGUCUGAAAGGUUGAAUUUAGCACUGUAUUGACAGGUGUAAAGAAUGAACCAAAGGUACUGAAAAGGUACAGAGAUGAUGCCAGAAAUUCGCCUAGAUUUUUUAUUUUCUCAGGCCAUAUAUGUACAUGUUCAAUAGCUUGUAAAUCAAGGAAAUUGUUUGCUUUGCUACUAGGAUAAUGUUUUUCAUAUACAAAUUUUUGUCCAUAAAAUGCUCUCUUGAAUGAAAAUGUUCACUCCCCAUCAGUUAUAAAUACCACCUGCCACCGGCUAGCAUUAACAAGUAGCAAGUCAGGGUUUUGCUGAGCUGUGAUAUAAACUAAAGGCCAUAGAGCAAGUAAAAAUCCCAUUCAUUUUCUCCACAGGCGAAUUGAUUUUUAACGAUAAUUUAUAAACCUUUAAAGACAGACCUACAGUGAGCUCCGAGAUUGCUCAUUGAUGGCAUAUGCUUCUGCCAACAGUCUGUGUUCUUUACACUUAAAAAUUGUGUUUAAUGGCAUAAUUCUUGGUGAAAAACUACACUAACCAUAAUCCUGAGGGGGCAAAUCCACCAAUCAUAGAGUGGUAGCAAACAAGCUGCAACCGCAGCGAAUGACGCAAAUCUCUACACUCCCUACACUCUCAAACUACUUAUAUUUUUAUAUGUAUUAGGGCUGUCAUUCAAUAACAAUUUUUAAUCGAAUUAAUUACAUGGUGUGCCAAUUAAUUAAUCGAAUUAAUCUCAUAUAUAAAUGUUUGCUGAGAAAGCCUCUCAAAUAACAAUAAUUCAAUAUAUAAUGGUGAAAUAAUUAUAAAUAGUUAUAUGUAAAUAUAUUUAUAAGAAUAUUGUAAAGAUUUUGCUCUUAUGGAAAGAAAUUGAUAUUUUUAUUAACCAAAGUGGCAUUCAGCUGAUCACAAUGUAUAGUCAGGACAUUAAUAAUGUGAAAAAUUACUAUUACAAUUUUAAACUACUUCAAAGAUUUCUCAUCAAAAAAUCCUCCACAUGCAACAAUGACAGCUUUGCAGAUCCUUGGCAUUCUAGCUGUCAGUUUGUCCAGAUACUCAGGUGACAUUUCACCCCACGCUUCCUGUAGCACUUGCCAUAGAUGUGGCUGUGUUGUCGGGCACUUCUUACGCACCUUACAGUUUAGCUGAUCCCACAAACGCUCAAUGGGGUUAAGAUCCAGAACACUCUUUUCCAAUAAUCUGUUGUCCAAUGUCUGUGUUUCUUUGCCAACUCUAACCUUUUCUUUUUGUUUUUCUGUUUCAAAAGUGCUGUUUCUUUGCAGUUCUUCCCAUAAGGCCUGCACCCCUGAGUCUUCUCUUUACUGUUGUACAUGAAACUGGUGUUGAGCGGGUAGAAUUCAAUGAAGCUGUCAGCUGAGGACAUGUGAGGCGUCUAUUUCUCAAACUAGAGACUCUGAUGUACUUCUUGUUUAGUUGUACAUUUGGACCUUCUACAUCUCUUUCUGUCCUUGUUAGAGCCAAUUGUCUUUUGUCUCUGAAGACUGUAGUGUACACCUUUUUAUGAAAUCUUCAGGUUUUUCUUUUUUUUCACCUUUGUAUGAAAUCUUCAGUUUUUUGGCAGUUUCAAGCAUUGUAUAGCCUUCAUUCCUCAAAACAAUGAUUGACUGAUGAGUUUCUAGUGAAAGCUGUUUCUUUUUUUUUUUUUUUUUUUUUUUUGCCAUUUUUGACCUAACAUUGACCUUAAGACAUGCCAGUCUAUUGCAUACUGUGGCAACUCAAAAACAAACACAAAGACAAUGUUAAGCUUAAUUUAACGAACCAAAUAGCUUUCUAGUACCAAAUUAGCAAUUUAGCAUGAUUACUCAAGGAUAAGGUGUUGGAGUGGUGGCUGCUGGAAAUGGGGCCUGUCUAGAUUUGAUCAAAAAUAACUUUUUUUAAAUAGUGAUGGUGCUGUUUUUUUUUUUUUUUUACAUCAGUAAUGUCCUGACUAUACUUUGUGAUCAUUUGAAUUCCACUUUGGUGAAUUAAAGGACCAAUUUCCUUCCAAAACAGCAAAAUCUGUACAAUAUUCAAAACAUUUGGCCACCAGUGUAUAUUAUUAAAAAAAAAUAUUCAGAUGAUUAAAAUGCAUUACAUUAUUGUGGCAGAGGAGUUAAGCAUUGAUAAAACAAUACAAAAAUUGCCUUAAGAAUUCAAUGUAUUGUUUAUUUGCAUAUUAUUAAACAUAAGCCAAUCAUUGCCCUACAGUUCACAGCAAUACAUUUUGCAAUUUAAUUUGUCAGUCAGUCCGAGAUUUAUUAUGAGGGCUUGUCUAAGGACCCGUCAAUGUACACCUGUGUCAGACGGAUACUUUUGGAGCAUCUCACUUUGGUUGCGUCGUGUUAUAAACAUACUAUUUUUAAUAUCUUUAUUAGAUUGUAUCUCAUUCCCACAUUAAAGACAAUAGGUACAAAGUCUUGUCUUUUGUCCAAUUUUCAAAUACUGAUUUGCUUCAAAUCAAAGUUUGUAAUGUUGUAAUUCACCUCUGAGCUGGUUGGUUUGGUUCAUGGCUUAGAACUCUUUUAUGAAGGAUUUUAUGAAAUCUCUAUGGAAAAAAAUUAAUGGGAAAAUACUUGAAAAAGCUGAGAAAGUGGACGGCACUGUUGCGCUCUAUAAGGAUUUGCUUUUUCUCUCGUUAGCUCUGUUGAGUUCCAUGUUUGUUGAUGUACCUGCUCGCAUACCUUUCCCAGUGCUAUCUUUUAUAUAAUCAUUCUACAUUUUCAUCCAACCAUGGAUGGUAAAAGAGCUCAACACCUGGUGUCAGUAUAAGAAUAUUUAAUUUGAAACCGCAAAUGAUUAGUUUUGAUCAUAUUGGCCGGAUUUGCAUUUAAAAGCAGCCCUGAAAAAAAUAUGUUUGUCCAGCGUUAAUAUAAAACCAUCAGCGAUACUUUAAUUCAUAUGCCUUAAAAAAGUGCUUGCCAUAUGUUAUUUAUAAAUGCAGCAUUUGCCUGAUUUUUUAAUAAGGCUUGCUUUUUGUUUUCAUACUGUAGAUCUUGUAUUAUUUGUCCUACCAUAAACAACCACAGUGCCUGAAAGAUGCCAGUAUAAAGCAACCUUCAAGUUACUUAAUAUUCAGACUUUGCUAAGGGUAUUGAUUUGAAGAGUUGUAAAUUAAAUCCUAAGAGUUACUUUUGAAUGGUUUGUCGUGGCUAUAUAGUUGCAGUAAGCUCAGUACAUCCAGCAUUUUCUGUCUUGAAAAUUAGCACAAUAACUAAUAAAAUGUUUACUUUAAAUUUUUUACUUUUUAGUUUAUUUUAAUUAUUAUUGUUAUUAUUAUUAUUAUUAUUUUUUUUUUUUUUUUGUGGUACAACUUGCUGUCUGUACCACCCCAUAGCACUUGCAAAUACUUAUAAGAUGAAAUCACAGGAAAUGUUAAGUCAAAUAGAAGAUGGUAGAAGUGUAUGAAAAAAACUGGAAGGUUAAGUUUUCAUGAAAAAUGCAGGAAUAAAUCCGGGCCUGUAGUAAUUUUUUAUUUGUAAGCAGGUUAAUACCCUUUUUUUUUUUUUUUUUUUUUUUUUUUUGUGGUGUACAGUAACUGCUAUUCCGUCAUAUGGUACCUUAUAUUUUUCUACAUGCUAAGAUAUUAUGUAAUAAUGUUUUACCUACAUUUGUAAGCUGUGCUUAUACAACGUAUAUCUUGCUUUUUUUUUUUUUUUUUUUUUUUUUUCUGUGUCAAAUGAACUGGUUUUCAAAUUUGAUUACAUUUUAUUUCAUUUUUUAUGUGCAAACAUCAGGUACAUUGGAUUUUUAUAUGUAAAUGUCUUACUGUUUACUUUCAGUAGAGGUUUUUCACAUGUCUCUGUGGAUGUUUAGGUUUUUGUAAAUGAUAAACUGUAUGAUGCAGAGGUCAGUGAGAGAUUAUCUAUGCAUGUAUUCCAGUGUUCCGUUUUUUCUUAAUGCUUUUCCUUACGUGGGAUCAAUGACAAAAAACAACAUUUCAUGUUUUUGCACGGAAUCCAGAAUAUUACCAACUGCAGUAUAUGAGUUUUAUAAGAGCUUGAAGAACAGACUUUGGCAUGAGCUUUGAGUGAAGCCCAGCCUUAAACAUGGAGCAUUAUCAAUUACAGUCUCAUAAUGUUCAUUCAUUUUGUCCUGAUUUGUUAUUUUAUGUUGUUGAUGUGUGGUUGUUCAGUUACCUUAUUUCAAAUAAAAGCAAACCUGUAGCUCAUGAAUCUAAAGGGCACAAA
This is a messenger RNA of Myxocyprinus asiaticus (Chinese sucker), 8127 nucleotides long. RefSeq names its product scavenger receptor class F, member 2 (gene scarf2). Lineage: Eukaryota; Metazoa; Chordata; Actinopteri; Cypriniformes; Catostomidae. The record is from RefSeq and is a predicted model, not a curated record. Gene Ontology annotation, molecular function: scavenger receptor activity. The transcript is spliced from 11 exons. The coding region runs from base 579 to 3368 and encodes 929 amino acids.